This is a messenger RNA of Esox lucius (northern pike), 5747 nucleotides long. Its product is annotated as zinc finger protein 518A. Lineage: Eukaryota; Metazoa; Chordata; Actinopteri; Esociformes; Esocidae. The record is from RefSeq and is a predicted model, not a curated record. Bases 221 to 3715 code for a protein of 1164 amino acids. The transcript is spliced from 3 exons.
GACUCCCUCGGAUAGUAUAACACUGUUAUAAACUAACAAACGGCCACGUGUCUGAAAAUAUAAGUAAAACAAGAACAGACCGAUUAGCGAAAGAAUAAAACACUUUUGCAUAUUGUACAGGACAGCCGCCUCGCAGUGAGCGGUGUAUGUGCGAUUAUUUAUCCGUUCUGGUUCUGGUACUCUGCUGAACAGCUCUCAGUCAGCUCUGUGUAAUCCCCGGAUGAAGCUGUCAUGGCUGCCAUUCGCUGAGCUGUCAAGCCUACAAAAGAAAGGUAAAAAGCCAACCGAAUUCUCGAAUUAUGCCGUCGUUGUCAAUUUUGUCGGAACUUUCACACUGAGAAUUGAAAUGGAUCAAGUACAUGCUGAAGUAGAUGUCCUGGCUGGGAGUAAUAUUACAGUUUUCAAUGAUGAGGACAGAAAUUGGCAGAAACGACUCCGUCUCAGGAAAACUGUUGUUAAACCCCCAACUAUGCGAAGUGAAGAUAAGCAUGGGCCAAAGAAGAUAACAGAAGACAAGAAGAAAAGCACAGAAUAUUUGAACAAGACACCCCUUCAUGCACAACCGAGUCAACAUGUGUCAAAGGUUUCUGGAAAAAUACUCUGGUUAAGAUGCUCUGAAUGCACGGACAAAAGAGAAUUCAGCCCAAAUGACUUACUGCGGCACUUUCAGGAGAAUCACCCGGGAAGUCAACCAAAGUUUCCUUGUGACAUGUGCGCUUUUAGUACAUAUGAAUUCUCCCACCUUCAAGUCCAUCAAUUUGGUCACAGAGACACUUUUGUCAGCUGCAACAUAUGCAAUGACAAUGUCUUACGCACUCUCUUGCAGCUUACCACACAUUUAAACAUGAACCACAGCUCAAAUGGCCACUACUGGUGCGAGAAGUGCAAGUUCUCCACAAGGGAUGUCGGAACAUUUUUGGAGCACAUGUAUCUACAUAACAUGGGGCCUCAAGCAUGUGGCAUGGCGGAUCAUUCAAAUUCUGCUGACCAGGAUUGGCAAAAACGUCACAUUGCCAAAACCGCACAAUUCCCCUUCAGUUGCCAGUUCUGUGACUAUAAAGCGCAUCGAAAAGAUAUAAUUACAAAGCACACAGACACUGUUCAUGGAGAAGAGAGCCAGAGGAAUAAGCCCAAAAUGAAAGGGGUUGGUCCUAAAACAGUAGAUAACUCUUCGCCAACACUGAAGCACCCAGUGACAAGAAGUACAGCUCGGGAAAAUAAUUGGAUGUCACAUGGCUGUCUUUCUCUGCCGGGCGACGCAUUCUUGGAUAAAUAUUGCAGACUGUCAAAUCCAGAGAAGGCUUUGGAGGAGACACAGCAAUUUUUAGAGAAGUCUGUGGCAGCUGAAACUGAUGGACAUACAUGGAGUGAAGCUCUUAAGACUGUACUUUCAAAUGUACCCCAGCCUUUAUCUUCUUUUUCAAACUCUGACAACUGCAAGAUAUCCAACCCUGAAUUCCCAAACACAGGCAAGGACCUUGCCCUCCUCAUGCUCAAAAACAAUAUUUCUUUUCCUACGAAUGGAACUACUGAACCCAUUGGUUUCAAAAUGGUGGAAGGCAAAAAGCAUUUGCUUUUCAAGGCUACACAAUCAGCAAAGCAAGAGGCAUUUGACACAACAAAGAUGUCAAUGUCUGUCACUGAGCAGGAAUCAGAGAAUAUUGCUUCCCAACCAUGUACUAAGGACUGCAAUGCAAACGGACGCCAAUCAAAUUCAGUUAUCCCCCUUAAGACCACGCCACCAGGAUCAGUCUUAACCCAAAAUGAUUUUGCCACUAUUUCAGCCAUAAAUGAUUUAGUAAAAUAUGAUAAAACUCAGGAAAAUAGAGAGAACCAGGAAACAAGAGUUGGUCAGGAGCUCAGAGAACACCAGAGAAAUGAUGCAAAAUCCAAAGAAGUAAAUCACUGUGAAGAAAUGACAGAUGACAUCAAAGUGCCGACUUUGUUAAAGGAGAAAAGUGAGAGAGAGCAACAAUCCUUCCUUGAGCGUCUGCGCUCUGCCAAGACUGUGGGGGACAAAAAGAGGGGCCAAAAGAAAGUGUCCAGCUCUAAAACUGUAGAGAAAAAAUCAUCACCAGCAUUGAAGCUCCUCCUGAAGAAGAACCCAGUGAAGGAAAUGCAAUGGAUGUCACAAAGUCCCUUUCCUUUGUUAGGAGGAGGCUUACUAAAUGACUUAAACAAAUUAGAGCAUCCACAGAAAACUUUGGAUGAGACACAGGAUUUUCUUAAAAGAGCAUUGUUGGUAGAGAAUGGCAAAAUUAAACUGACCAAAUGUCCAAAGACCUACCAGAAAUUCAACUCCAAGGCAGACAUUGGGUCAUCAAAAUCAGAGGCAGGCCUUACUCCAAACCCUGGACAUUUCAGCCCAGAUGGUAUCAGUCUUUGCGCCCUCAUGACAAAAAGUACAAUUUCACUUCCUCCCAAUCACACUACGGACGCCAUGGGUUUCAAAAUGGUGGAUGGCCAAAAACGUCUGGUGCUUAAGGCCACACCAUCAGCAACGCAAGAAACCUCUGACAAAACAGAGACCUUUAUGCAUUCCAUUGUGUCAAAGGAAGAUGCCAAUGAAUCUGAAAAGAUUUUUAUGAGCGAGAACAGUUUAAUUGUCAAGGAGAAAAUCCAGCCCAAUUUAAAUAUCCCUCCAAGCAUCCAAACAAACAGUAGCUUGGAAUAUAAUUUAGAAAAUUUGGAGCUUCCAAACACUAACGUCAGUUCUGAAAACACUGGAAGACUGAGCAAGGGCAUGGAUUCUCUUGUCCUUGAGGGUCAAGCUUCCCCAAGGGUAGGCCUACCUCAUGUAUCUAAUGGAGAAAGAUCUGCUGGAAAUCCUUUGGGCCUAAUGGCUGAGGAGAAGUUGGAGGAUGUCAACUGUCAUCAGUCUGACACGGAAGGGGUCAGGAUUACAGCAGCUCACAGUGCCAUGAUAUCCCACUCCCCCAUACACUUUACUUCCCCGCAAGGUUUUACCAACUUGUCUGACAAUCUGGUCCACACUCCAGAAAUUUGUUCUCAGGACUGCUGUCCAAAUACCAAGCUAAGAGAUCGAGGAGAUCAGGGCCUUACCAGAACUGGCUCACCGUUGCAAAAUGAACAAACAGUCAGAGCAAAGAGGCACAGUGAUCUGUCCACAGGGGAGUCUUUUGAGCCCCUCUCAAAGGCCAAUAAGUCCUCUGGCCAAGUUGUGGUAGAAGAAGCAGCGGCCUGUCACUGGGAACCAGGCCGUAGAGAUGUGGAGAGGACCCUGAAGCUGUUGCCAUUAAGCCCCACUCAACUUAUUAAACGUCCAAGGGGAGACCAACCUGUUGUAGUGCUGAAUCACCCAGACACAGACAUUCCUGAAGUUACAAAUAUCAUGAAAACAGUCCACCGGUACAAAGAGGAAGUCCAGAAGGUAGUGCUGUCUCGAAAAACAUUGAAUGCCCUUGCAGCUAUUGGUGGCGAUGCAUUUAGCACGAACGCCUCAGAGAAUUUCCAAACCCCUUUUUGUCAAAGUGUGUGGCCUGAAAACAGAGUGAAAGAGCGAUUUCUUUUGAAAAUGAAGCUGAAAAAGAUGAGCAGAAGAAAGUACAAAGUGAUGAAUGCAAUCUCGCAUACUGCCGAGCCUCAGUUAAGAUUUAGAUGCUGGUUUUGUGGUCGAGUCUUCAGUGAUCAGGAGAUCUGGAUUCGCCAUGGUCAGCGACAUGUGAUGGAAUCUACAGAGAAUGAUCAGUCAUGAAUGUUAUCUACACUGGACACUGAGUUGAGAGAGCUGCUCCUGCACUAAAACAAUGGACAGCAAAUAUGACGUAUGGAAAAUAUCUUUUUUUUUUACUGUCUUAUUAGAGGAAUAUUGUUGAUAAUGACAACGAAAUUAUAGUUUCCAAAAUGGGUGUAACUUAAUGUGAGUUCUUCAAAAAUACAUGGCUGUAAUACUCAGGUAAUUUUAGCAUUUUACUUUGGAUUUUUUUUCCUCCCUUUGCUCAAAUCGAAGUAUUUAAUUUGGAACCCACUGACAUUUUAGUGCUACCAUUAUUUUAAAUUGCAAUACAAUGCUAUUUAAGUUGAUGUAAGUACACUGUCAUAAGGAAUCGUUCAAAGAACACUGUAAUAAGGACACAAAUGAGCCAUAUUCCAGGAAGCUCGAAACAUGAAAAUGUAACAUUAUACGGGUAGGCCUAUGUACAGUCAUGUACAAAAGUAAGUACACCCCCUGGAAAGUUCUCUUUUUAUAUAUGGACGUAUGGAUAUUUAAUGGUCACUUCAACAGUGGGUUCUUAAGAGACUUGCGCAUCUUCCGGUCAGUUCUUGGGCAGAAUUUGGUGGGACGACUCGUCAUUGUAGAUUGACGAUGGUUUGGGAUUUGUAGAUGAUCUGUCAAACGGUAGAAUGAUGUACUUUGAAUUGUUUGGAAAUAGCUUUGUUACCACUCCCAAACUCAUGGGCGUCAAUAAUCUUUUUUCGGAGGCCCUAGGAUAAGUUGUUUGAUCUUGGCGUGAUGUGUUACCACCAAUAUGAGUAAGAACAAACUAAAUGUUUCUAAUAUGUAAUGGAAGGCUAGACACUCCCACCUCACUCUAAUGAUCUUCUAAUCAUUUGCACCUGUGUUGGUGCACCUGAUAAUAAUUGUGGCCAUUUUAUGUGAUCGUAAAAAGAGGGGUGUAUUAAUGUUUUUUUCAUGUAAAUGGCAUAAAUGGUUUCAAAGUAAAACAUUUUGGGUGUGAUUUGUUGUUACCUUUAUCAACGAUGUGUUUGGAAUUUACCUCAAAUAUCCCUGUGUCCAAAUACGUAAAAAUAUAACUUUCCAAAGGGUGUGCUUUUUCACAUGACUGUAAUGUAUAUAUGUAUGUAUGUGUGUGUGUGUGUGUGGGGGCGUGUGCGUUUGCGUGUGCGCGGUUGGUACAAUGGCAAAUUUCAUGUUACUAGGCCAUACCAUACCAGCAUUGUCUGAAAAGCUAUUUUCUUUUACGUUUUAUUUCUAUUGCAGAUGUACACUGUUUUUUUUCCCUUCUAUGAUUAACAGUAGAAAAUAGUGAAUGUUUGUUUUGUUUGUAGGCAUACAGUACUUACUAAACAUAGUCAUGGGGUCAAAUGUAGUGUUACCAAAGUGUAGGGCACAUUUUGUUAUGAAGGCACUGCAUUAGUAGCAGAUGUAGUACUAAGAAUAUUCCUUUUUUAUAAUUUAACAAAAUCAAUCAAAUGUCACAAGAUGACAAAUGACAUUUGUGCAUAUAGGAAAAGAUGGUUUUACAUGCAAAGGCUAAGUGUGUUUUUCAGGAAGAAGUUCCCAUUGUGACUUGAAAUGAUUAUCCGUUUUUUUUAAUUGCACUUUGAAGGGACAGUAAAUAUUUCUUCCCAUUACCUCACUUUAUAAACUUUAUGACAAUCUUGAUAUGCAUGUUACUAUGUAUGUUUCCAUAUGUUCUGACAAUCUCACAGUAUCCAUGGCAAGGGAUACUUUCUGUCAGUCAGCUGAGGACCAUUGGUUAAAUGGACCCAAAUUGCAAAUAGACGUAGCACAUUUACCUAAGCACACUCUUUCGGCUUGCACACUUCAGCAUUAGUCGCCCGCCAUUUAUUUCAUAAUUUAAACCGAAAAUACAGUUUGUAAUUUUAUUGAGAAGUCAGGGAAACAGGUACACAUUUGACCUAAGAAACAUUUUGCUUUUCACCAAGUGCCUGAGUUUCCCUUAAACCUGUAUGGAUCUUGAUACCACAACUGCUAGCAUUAUAUGUUGAACAGAUGAAUAAAUACGAGUAGUUUGACAAUA